This is a messenger RNA of Chrysoperla carnea, 600 nucleotides long. RefSeq lists its product as uncharacterized. NCBI's taxonomy places the organism in Eukaryota, Metazoa, Arthropoda, Insecta, Neuroptera, Chrysopidae. The record is from RefSeq and is a predicted model, not a curated record. The transcript has 4 exons. Bases 1 to 600 code for a protein of 199 amino acids.
AUGUCUCGUCAAUCAUUAAUAUACAUUUUGUAUUUUAUUAUAAUUGCAAUUGCUGAAUGUUAUCCGUACAAAUUUAAUUCAAUAUUUAAGAAUCGCGAUAAAAGAUCUUUAAUAUAUCCAGAAGGAGAUCCAUACAUUCAGUAUAUUUUAGGUAUUGGUUUACCAAUUGAACUUCAACAACAGAGUAUAACCAUUGGUACUGUUGGGAAAUUUACAUAUAGAGUUCCAAAAAAUAGUUCUAUAUUUACACAAAACUCUGUUGUAACACAAAAGCGUAAAAAACGUGCACCACCAUUAAUUCGAUGGAAUAUUUAUGAUAUACUUUCGAAGGCUGCUGAAAGUUUAGGUUUGGGUGGCAAGGCCUGUGUUCUUUUAACCAUUUGUGAGACUGCUGAGACACCAUUCGAUCAAGAUCAUGGUAUGAUUGAAGAAUUAUUACAUGUAGUGUUCACACCAUCAACUACAUCAGAAUUAAUUUCAAGCCAUAGUGACAACGAAUAUUUCGCAGCUGAAAUGUAUGGACGAAAUGGUGAAAAUUGUAAAAAAAAAUUUCCUGAUUGUCAAAUUCAUUUAUUAGAUUUGUAUACUCGAACUCGUUAA